GCUAAAUUUAGUAACAGACUGAGUCCGUUGUAAAUGAAAACAAACGUAGUUUUGAAGUCUUUUGGAGAAACCUAAGUCACUGUUUGAUUGCCCAAUAUACAGAAACACCCAACUUUGAUGUUAUCUACAGCAACUUUGCAAUCAUCAUCGCUGUCACUCAUCCAUGUACGGUUUCUGUUUAUUGCCGCCACAACCCAUUUCGAAUAUCUCCCUUCCAACCAGAUAUAUACUCCUAAUAUUCUCCCUUUUCUACACACACAGCCAGACAGAGUUAGACAGAAACAAAGGUGCAUCAGCAGAAAGAAAAGAUUUUUCUUGUUUAAGAAUUCUUGAAGCCGUACCUGGAACUUUGCCCUUUUUCUUGUGCUACCACAGACAACUGUACAUUAUAUAGCAUUCUGGAUUCAGCAUUAGGACGAAAGGUUCUUUCUUGUUCAAGAAUUCUUGUUACAGGAGUUGGGAAUUCUCCUUUCUCUUGUGUUAUGCUUGUGGAUUUCGUAUCAGGUCGAGUUAGUUGGAGCAUUGCAUUAAAAAAAUCUCCUGUUUCUGCGACGUUGUAAUUCUCUUAGUUAUAUGGCAUCGCCCGGUGAAAGGAGCAGCAGUAGUAUAAGUACUAAUUAUCUCAUGCCAGGACGCAUUGUGAUUGCUUAUGAUGCGACUAAAAAUCAUAGUGCUCGGGAGUUUAAGGAAAUUAUUGCUAAUAUACAGAUGCGGGAUGACAUGAUUCAAGAAGUGGAUAUGGUUACAGUGCUUGGGGUCUUGCAUAAAAUGCUUCAUCCCUUGGGUUUCCAAAUGCAAAUAGGCCCCGACUCUUUCAUUGGAACACGAGUCCGUGCAAUCAAAGGAGAAGUCUCAAGGAUGGUUGAUGCAUUAGCAGGGAUGCUCCAGCGUAGUGCUGAAGAAUGUGAAGGCAAUGGGGUUGGUAUAGAAGUUAAGAUUGUUGUUGGAGCUCCGCUCAAUAAGGUUGUCGUACAAGAAACUGUAGCUUCAAACGCAACAUGGGUCGUUCUUGAUAGGCACCUAAGAAAGGAAUCGAGGUUUUACCUUAAACACAUACCAUGCAAAGUCGCUCUGAUCCUUGAUAACUUCUCUCUGGAGGUUUUGAGGCCUUAUUAUUCUGACAAGGCUACUGUUAAUACCGAGCAUAAGCUGUUUUACUCAUUUUCUAAGCUUGUUCCUCUGUUACCUGUUGAAUAUAAUACCAACAACGAGCAGCCAAGCGUUUCUCCCUGCUACCAUGAAUCUAUGAGUUCCCAGGAAAGCUCUGAUAGUGAGAGGAGCAGCUUUGCAUCUUCACUUACAUCCAAAUCUAAGGAGCAAGGCGUUUUUUCACCAGAUGAAUUUGGCUCAAAUCAUCAGCAGGAGAAAUCAGGUAGCUAUACUAAAGUGAUAAAUAAAUAUGAUAAUUCUCCACCAGUGAUGCAAAAACAAGGACUGAGGAGUCAUUCCAAUGUCCCUGUUCAUCAUCCAGCUAGUGAAAUGAAAUUGGAUCUCGAUGCAAAGACAUGCGAUUAUUCUGAGGUACAGAUUGCCGGGGAUGAUUUUUCAUCGGGAAAUUUAGAGGGACGUGGAACCAAUGCUAAAGUGGAAAGGGAAUCUCUUGAUUCCUACAUAGUGAUGCAAAAGCAAACAAAACUGCAGACAGAUUGUGAUGCACCUCUAACGUCUGAUGAGAUGAAAAUGGAGCUGUAUUUGAUGGGCUGUAGUUAUUCUGAUAUACAGAUUGCGACAAAUGAUUUUUCAUCUGAAAAUUUACUGGGAGAAGGUGGGUACGGAGUUGUGUAUAAAGGUCAGCUUAAGGAUGGGCAGCUCAUUACUGUAAAAGUGCAAAAGGAAGCAAAUACACAAGGUCUCUCGGAAUUUCAUUCUGAUGUAUGCCUCCUAAGCUUGGUGUGUCACAAGAACAUUGUGAUGCUUCUUGGGUGUUGUCGCAAAGAAAACAUAAACAUCUUGGUCUACGAAUAUAUCUGUAAUAAAUCACUGGAGUGGCAUUUAUUUGAUAAUAUGAAACAUGUUCUUGAAUGGCAUCGAAGACAUGCUAUUGCUAUUGGAAUUGCAAAAGGGCUGCGUUACCUACAUGAAGAAUGUAGGGGAAGUCCUAUCAUUCAUCGGGAUAUAAGGCUGAGCAAAAUAUAUCUCACACAUGAAUUUGUUCCGUUGCUGGGGGACUGUGGCCUUGCUAAGUGGGAAAAAAGUAGGUAUGGCAUACAGACAAAACUUCUUGGCACUCUUGAAUAUCUUGCACCAGAGUAUGCAGAAAACGGCAUUUGUUCUGUGAAAACAGACGUAUUUUCAUUUGGCAUUGUUCUGAUACAGCUUAUAUCAGGACGAAAGGUAAUGGAUCCAAUGAGAGACAACCACCAUCAAUCCAUUAGACAAUGGGCUAUACCAUUGAUUCAGACACUAGCACUCAACAAGCUUGUUGAUCCUCGUCUAGGGGACUCAUACAGCACAUAUGAACUGUACCAAAUGGCUAGAGUUGCAUACUUAUGCAUUCAGACUAAACCUGCUAUGCGCCCCACGAUGGGGGAGGUGCUGCACCUUCUUGAGGGGGAGAAUGAUCAUCUACAACACCUAACAAAGCAGUUUAUACCACGUUUCAGUACUGUACAGAAACAGGUCCUACAUCAGGCCCUUGUGGUUUGAUCGCGACUCCCUCUCUUCAUGAGAUGAUUCUACUACAUAUCAACCCAUGAAUGAGAAUUGGAAGUAGAGAAUAGCUUGAAAGCCUUGGAUGUAGAUUAAGAGAAGUAGAAAAGAAGACCGUCUUUCAAAGAAAGAUCUGAGCUACUCAGAAUCAUCAGGAAGCAGGUUCAGAUAUUAAAGAAAUGGCAUGCUUUCGCAAGAUUCUGCUCUUACACACACUACAAACGCCUAUCACUGCAACAUGAUCGUAUCAACUGCUGACAUAUCUGCUUGAGCAACCACAAUCAGUUGAAAUUUUUAGGAGAUUGACGCCCUCUGCAUGCAUGCAUGAUUUGGCUAACUCGAGUUUUAAGUAUUGUUGCCGCACAAUUUUUUUAGUUUCUUGUUGAACGAUUGCACUCAGUAUUUCAAGCAUACUGAUAGAGACACGGUUUGUUGACUUGCUUUGAUUCUUAUGACAUUGAUGAUGAUAUUUGGUGCAUAUUUUAAGAAUUAGACAGAUGCACAA
Messenger RNA from Sesamum indicum (sesame), 3154 nucleotides. RefSeq lists its product as uncharacterized. Lineage: Eukaryota; Viridiplantae; Streptophyta; Magnoliopsida; Lamiales; Pedaliaceae. The record is from RefSeq and is a predicted model, not a curated record. Gene Ontology annotation, biological process: protein phosphorylation. Gene Ontology annotation, molecular function: protein kinase activity; ATP binding.